Candidozyma pseudohaemuli is the source of this 378-nucleotide messenger RNA. RefSeq lists its product as uncharacterized. NCBI's taxonomy places the organism in Eukaryota, Fungi, Ascomycota, Pichiomycetes, Serinales, Metschnikowiaceae. The record is from RefSeq and is a predicted model, not a curated record. The coding region runs from base 1 to 378 and encodes 125 amino acids. The transcript has a single exon.
AUGCAUCUUCAUCCCCGUCUAUUUUCUUCAGGUUUCUAUGGCUCCUCAUAUGGCUCUGAUUCGGGCAGCUCUGGUCUUCCCGUCGGUGUCUACAUUGGAAUUGCCGCCGGCAUUAUUGCUUUUAUAAUAUUGGUUGUGACCAUCAGAGUGUGUAUCGUCAGAAAUCGAGCAGCCAAAUUUCCCCAAAACCAGUAUCCUCCAGGAACCGUCGGUUUGGGAUCUGGAAACCCGGUUCCCAUGAGGCCGUUUCCAAUGGAACCCGCUCCAGUGAGACCAAUGUCGGCUCCUCAAACGGCUGCUCCAUAUUAUCAGCUGCCGACGGCUCCUCCUCCUACUUAUAAGGAUUCUCGGCAUGAUAGAGUGUACAACAUGGUGUAG